Salmo salar (Atlantic salmon) is the source of this 1572-nucleotide messenger RNA. NCBI's taxonomy places the organism in Eukaryota, Metazoa, Chordata, Actinopteri, Salmoniformes, Salmonidae. The record is from RefSeq and is a predicted model, not a curated record.
GCGUUCCUGACUCCUAAUAGGCUGCCUCGCUACCUGCUGUCCUCUCCUGAGGCGGAGCUAGGGGCGGAGCUAGGGGAUAUCAGUCAAAAACUGUUCUCCACGCCCGCCCACCAAACCGCCGCCCACAGAUACGGAGGAGCAUUCCUCUGAGUGUGUAUCCAGGCAGCGAGCUGUCUGAUGAGCAGAAGGUGUACUCGGAGUGUAAUCAGACAGGACCUCGGUCCUUCCAGGACUGUCUCCCAGCAGCCAGGAUGAAGCUGUGUCGGAAGGUCGGAGAGGGGGCCUUCGGAGAGGUUUUCAGCACCACCAACUCCUCGGGAGACGCUGUCGCUCUCAAGAUUAUCCCAGUAGAAGGCUGUGACCGGGUGAACGGAGAGGAACAGAAAACCUUUGGAGAAAUCCUCCAUGAGAUUAUCAUCUCCAAGGAGCUGAGCAGUCUAAAGGAGAAGAAGCACAACCAGACCACUGGCUUCAUCGGACUGAAAGAUCUCCACUGUGUCCAGGGCUGCUAUCCUCCAGGUCUGCUAAAAGCCUGGGACUCCUUCAAAACACAGAGAGGAUCAGAGAAUGACCGACCAGAUUUCUUCAGUGAGGAGCAGCUGUUUCUCAUCCUGGAGUUUGAGUUUGGAGGCAGUGACCUGGAGAACAGUAAUGGACAGCUGGCGUCGGUGAUGGUAGCCCAGAGUAUCCUCCACCAGGUGACUGCUGCUCUGGCUGUGGCUGAACAGGAGCUCUGCUUCGAACACAGGGACCUCCACUGGGGUAAUGUGUUGGUCCAGUCCACUAAGGAGAAGGAGGCGAGUUUCCUCCUCGACGGGACAAACCAUUCCUUAGAGACCAGGGGGGUGAGCGUACGCAUCAUCGACUACUCCCUGUCCAGGCUCGAGAUCGAUGGUCUCACCGUGUCCUGUGAUAUCUCAGCGGAUGAGGAGCUGUUCCAGGGACGUGGAGACUACCAGUUCGACAUCUACAGACUCAUGAGACAGGAGAACGGUAACGUGUGGGGUGACUACCAGCCCCACUCCAAUGUGUUAUGGCUCCACUACCUGAGCUCCAAGCUGCUGACGAUGACCUAUAAGGGCCGAGGGUGGCGGGGCGUCAAGCAGGCCAGGCUGGACCUGCAGCGUUUCCACGACAAUGUCCUCGCCUUCCGAUCUGCCUCUGACGUACUGUACAACUGUGGCCUGUUCCAAUGAGGAAGAGUGUGUACUGCCACAUAUUGUUGUUGUUAGCUUGGUUAGCAGGAUGCUAGCUUGGUUAGCGGGAUGCUGGCUUGGUUAGCAGUAUGUUUGCAGGAUGAUAGCUUGGUUAGCAGGAUGCUAGCUUGGUUAGCGGGAUGCUGGCUUGGUUAGCAGGAUGCUGGCUUGGUUAGCAGGAUGCUGGCUUGGUUAGCGGGAUGCUGGCUUGGUUAGCGGGAUGCUAGCUUGGUUAGCGGGAUGCUAGCUUGGUUAGCCCUAGCAGUAGGCUAUAGUACUGUGUAGCAUCCAGUCGUAACCUUUUUUUAGAGGUGAAAUUUUCUUUUGUACAUAUUUAUAAACCCACAAGACUGUAAUGGCUUUGUAUUCUUAAAUU